AUGUCGAUACUGUUUCGAUCUGGACUGAGAUCAUUUAGGUCAUCAAGGUUUUCAAGACUUGAUUACAAUUCUUUGCUACGUCCGGGUGUGCAGAACUUGUCUCGAAGGGUUGAUUUAUUCCACACGGGAAUACGGCUACAGAAUAAGAAUGAGAAAGACAACGAAGGAAGCGAGAACCAAGGCGACUCGGGGGAUCGAGACCUCGAAGAGCUCAAAAGGAAGAUAGAGGAUUACAUCAAAGACUCGAAAACUAAUAGCUCCAUGGGUAAGAAUGAGCAGAAGAAGAAAAUAGAUGACGGAUUUGCACGUCUUGAAGAACUAAUGAACAAGCAACAGAACAAAGUGAGAAAAGACGCAGAAGCAGGAGAGGGUAGCGGCGAGGGUCACAAGGAGCAGAAAGAUGAGAAAGACGAAAAAACGGAAGCAGAAGAAUUCAAUAAGAAAAUGAACGACAGGAAGAAGGCAGAAGAAGAGAGAUUAUCCAAGAUACUAAAUGAUCCUAACGCAAAGGUCUUUGCCAUGGAUUGGGGUGAUUUGACGGUUGUUUUGCUUCUUGCAUUUAUUCUUGGAUUUUCUUUGUUGUCAGGCAGUUCAGAACAAACCCGGGAAGUAACAUGGCAAGAAUUUAGAUCUCGUUUGCUCGAAAGGGGUUAUGUGUCCAAGCUCAUCGUGGUAAACAAGUCGUUGGUCAAAGUGGUUCUCAAUGAAAAUGGGAAAAAUCAGCCUGAAAACAAUGGUCAUGACUACUACUUUUUCACAAUUGGUUCGAUUGAAAGUUUCGAGCGGAAAUUAGCCAAGGCUCAGGACGAAUUGGAAAUCGCUAAAGACUUCCGUCUUCCUGUCCUUUAUAUACAGGAAGGUAACUGGGGCAGAGCCAUGUUUCAAAUAUUACCCACUGCACUUAUGAUUGCUGGUCUCGUGUGGAUCACAAAGAGAUCGGCUGGUAACGCAUCAGGCGGUGGACCCGGUGGUAUUUUCAGCGUCGGGAAAUCUAAAGCGAAAAGAUUUAACAAGGAUGUUGCUGUUAAAGUGAGUUUUAAAGAUGUUGCCGGUUGCGACGAAGCUAAAGAAGAAAUCAUGGAAUUCGUAAGCUUUUUGAAGGAACCCUCACGUUACGAAAAAAUGGGGGCUCAAAUACCGAGAGGUGCUAUUUUAUCAGGACCACCGGGAACUGGUAAAACGCUAUUGGCGAAAGCUACUGCUGGUGAAGCAGGCGUACCCUUUUUCUCUGUAUCGGGAUCAGAAUUUGUUGAAAUGUUUGUGGGAGUGGGUGCUUCUAGAGUGAGAGAUCUGUUCAAGACCGCUAGAGAAAAUGCGCCCGCUAUUAUUUUCGUGGAUGAGAUCGAUGCUAUCGGUAAAGCUCGACAGAAGGGAAAUUUUUCUGGUGCUAACGAUGAAAGAGAAAAUACUUUAAACCAACUCUUGGUUGAAAUGGAUGGCUUCACUCCUGCCGACCAUAUCGUUGUACUUGCAGGUACCAACCGUGCCGAUGUGCUCGACCAAGCAUUAAUGAGACCUGGUCGUUUUGACAGACAUAUCAACAUAGACAAACCAGAGCUCGAGGGCCGGAAGGAGAUCUUUCAAGUGCAUUUGAAACAAAUCAAGUUGGCAGGCGAUAUAAACGAUCUGAAAAACCGGUUGGCUGCUUUAACUCCCGGGUUCUCGGGUGCCGACAUCUCGAACGUAUGCAAUGAAGCCGCUUUGACGGCCGCUAGAAAUGAAUGCCAUCACGUUAAACUCGAGCACUUUGAACAAGCGAUUGAGAGAGUCAUUGGAGGCGUCGAAAGAAAAUCUAAGCUUUUGUCCCCAGAAGAGAAGAAAGUCGUUGCAUAUCACGAAGCAGGUCACGCCGUUUGCGGCUGGUUCUUGGAAUUUGCCGAUCCACUUUUGAAGGUGAGUAUCAUACCGCGUGGUCAAGGCGCCCUAGGGUAUGCGCAGUAUUUACCUGCAGACAUGUAUUUACUCAGCGAGCAGCAGCUGCUGGAUAGAAUGACAAUGGCUUUGGCCGGUCGUGUAUCGGAGGAGCUUCAUUUCUCUUCCGUGACGAGCGGUGCGUCUGAUGAUUUUCAAAAAGUCACUCGUAUGGCGUCGGCGAUGGUCACUGAAUUAGGGAUGAGUGACAAAAUCGGGUACGUGAAUUUCCAGAAAAAAAGCGAAACCGAUCUUACCAAGCCAUUUUCUGAGGAAACUGGCACCGUGGUUGAUUCUGAGAUAUACAGAAUCGUCCAAGAAUGUCACGACAGAUGUCUCAAGUUACUUCAAGAAAAAAGCGAAGACGUGGAAAAGAUUGCUCAGCUCCUGCUGAAAAAGGAAGUCUUAACCAGAGAAGACAUGAUUUCACUGCUCGGUAAGCGCCCAUUCCCUGAGCGCAACGAUGCCUUUGACAAAUAUUUGAAUGAGCAAGAAACUCAAAGGCUAAAGAAAGAAGAAGAAAAAAGCUCAGACGACAAAUGA
This is a messenger RNA of Lachancea mirantina, 2454 nucleotides long. The record is from the annotation of a GenBank genome assembly. Lineage: Eukaryota; Fungi; Ascomycota; Saccharomycetes; Saccharomycetales; Saccharomycetaceae.